UUACGGUCGCUGCUGCUGUCCCGGUCACAUGAUCAGCGAUGGCGGCUGAGAUCCACUCCCGGUCCCCUCACGGCCCUGCACUCCUCACCAAGAUCCCCGGGCACCGGGAGCACGUGACCUCCGCCAGCUUCAUCCCGCGCGAGGACGGCGUCAUCACGGCCUGCGAGGACCGAACAUUGCGAGUAUGGCUGAAAAGAGACAGCGGGCAGUAUUGGCCAAGCAUUUAUCACACCUUAUCAGCUCCUUGCUCAGCACUGCGGUACCAUCAUGACAGCAGGAAGAUAUUUGUGGGACAAGAUAAUGGGGCAAUUGUGGAAUUUGUGAUCUCAGACGACUUCAAUAAAAUGAACUUUGUGAAGACGUAUCCAGCUCACCAGAGUCGUGUGACUGAGAUCAUCUACUCUCCGGGUCCCGAGUGGGUGAUUAGCACAGGACACGAUAAGUUUAUCACAUGGAUGUGCACACAGAGUGGCUCCUUGGUAGGAAGACACAGCUUCACUUCCUGGGCAUCCUGCCUCCAGUAUGAUGAAGACACCAAAUAUGCCUUUGUUGGAGAUUUCUCUGGGCAAAUCACACUGCUGAAACUGGAGAAGGGCAGCUGCACUGUUAUCUCUACACUUAAAGGACAUGAGGGGAGCAUCUCCUGUCUUUACUGGGAUCCCAUCCAGAGGUUUUUAUUUUCAGGAUCCUUCGAUCACAGCAUUAUCUUGUGGGAUAUUGGAGGAAGGAAAGGACGAACGCUGAUUCUCCAAGGACACCAUGAAAAAGUGCAGGGUUUGUGUUACCUGCAGCUCACACGGCAGUUAGUCUCCUGCUCAGCCGAUGGAUGCAUCUGUGUCUGGAACAUGGAUAUUGACAGAGAAGAGGCUCCUCAGUGGCUGGAAAGUGAUUCCUGCCAAAAAUGCUCUCAGCCAUUCUUUUGGAACAUAAAGCAGAUGUGGGAUACGAAGACAGUGGGAUUACGACAGCACCACUGCAGGAAGUGUGGCCAGGCUGUGUGCGGGAAGUGCAGCACGAAGAGAUCCACUUACCCCAUCAUGGGGUUCGAGUUUCAAGUGCGAGUUUGCGACUCAUGCUACGAGACAAUCAAAGAUGAAGAUCGAACAUCGCUGGCCACAUUCCAUGAGGCCAAACACAACAUCUGCUACAUGACAAUGGACAUCUCUCGAGGGCUUAUGGUGACCUCUGGUACAGACCGGCUGGUGAAGAUUUGGGACAUGACGCCCACAGUUGGCUGUAGUCUGGCCACUGGAUUCUCACCACGCUGAUACCUUAAACUCUGAAGUCCUGAGGAAUGCACCUUAUGUACAGCCACGCACGAGUGCACUACCACAAGCCAGCCAUUUGUAAUCUCUUAAGUUCUCUGUAGCCUAUGACAGCAAGUCAAUGAAAUAGAGCUCUCCCACCUCAACAAGGAGAUGCCUUAAUCACCAGGAAGUCAUACAACUUAUGUUCUCUUAUGAUUAUUCUGUGCACUUAACCCAUGAGAGGUUUGAUAGUCUUAACUGUACUUUCUUUAGCCAAGAAAGUGAUUUAUCUCUGUAUUAUGGCCACAGUGAGCUUAAUGCACCUGCCGAAACAGAAGACGAACGGACAGUAUUUUAAAACAAUACAAAUAAUUUCUUGGAAGCAUUGAUCCUAUUGAAUUUAAAUAUAGUUACAUGUGAUUGUUCUGAUUAGAUCUCUUAGUAACUAUCAACAUUUAUUCUUAGAUAUUUGGUUUAACAUAUCUAAUGAGGUCUACCAUUUAAAAUGGCUUCUUUGCUAGGUCCUGCUCUAACCACAAUACUUCCAUGACAGCUCUCUCACAUUCUUGGAGAAUGUAUGGAACGCUGUGUGUCUUGGUGUCUUUCUCGUUGUGUCUGAAAAUGUUUAAGUCUUUUGUUUUCUAAAUAGAUGGUCUUGGUGAGACGUGGCAAACAGCAGACUUUCGUAUAGUUAUAGAAUGACAACUUCCAAGACUGGAAGCUGAGCUUCUUUUGCAGGAGAGAGCUACAUGUUUGGCUCUCCCUGAUCUAGACAGACACACAUUAGCUGUAAAAAGUGUGGUUAUACAUAAUCAUGUGCACAUGUAUACAAAAUCCUUUCCUAUGUGCAAACCGGGAUGGGAUUUUUAUACAAUGCAAAUAAAUCAAUUAAAUUCUGGGGCAAAAUUCUGAAGGUGGAACGGUCACCAGGGAAACCAGUGGAAUGUUUCUUCUGACUCCUCCAUUGUAGAACUCUAGAAUUGCUCUUUGGAAGUAAUCCCUUCUGGAUGUUUAGUUGUUGAAAUGAAGAACAUUUUUCCUGAAUCACCAUCAUUUCCUUGCGGCAGUCAAGAAUCUGGCAGAUCCUUACAUGUUAACAGUGACAGAUUGUGCUUGGAGGCGGCUUGCCAGGUACAUAGAUAACUUAUUUAGAAAAUAACUUGUUCAUGUGAUAAUUUAAAUGCAGAAAAAUUACCUUACUGGGCACACAAGCUUAUUAAGCAUCACAGUCACACAUUCUUAUUCAGUCUGUCGCUUUGAAGACACGGGUCUGAAUUACAAUUUUCAUUCUGUCCAUUUUCCACAUAAGGAAAAAACUAUUUUAUGAAA
Messenger RNA from Pelobates fuscus (common spadefoot toad), 2576 nucleotides. It is a transcript of the gene WDFY1, whose product is annotated as WD repeat and FYVE domain containing 1. The transcript has 12 exons. NCBI's taxonomy places the organism in Eukaryota, Metazoa, Chordata, Amphibia, Anura, Pelobatidae. Gene Ontology annotation, molecular function: metal ion binding; protein binding. The coding region runs from base 39 to 1268 and encodes 409 amino acids. The record is from RefSeq and is a predicted model, not a curated record. Gene Ontology annotation, cellular component: early endosome. Gene Ontology annotation, biological process: positive regulation of toll-like receptor 4 signaling pathway; positive regulation of toll-like receptor 3 signaling pathway.